ACACCGCUCUGCACCACUUUUAAUCUUUCCUUCAGCUUUCACAGCCCUUUCCAGAGCACAGCAGCGAAAUAUCUGUAACAUUUGUCAGCACAGCCGUGUCAAAAUACGACCCUUGUCUUCUCUCCAAGUCUUAACUCAGUGUUUAUGUUGCUGAGAGGCUGUAAAUUCAUAGACUGACAGUAAAUUCAGCACAGAGUUCUUGGCUCCAUUUGGUAUCCCAUGAGCUCUCUCUCUCUCCAUCCUCAGGGGUGUUGUUGUGGCAAUCUGGAGGAGCAGAAGGGGCUGAUGAAGAUGGGUCUUAGUAUGGUGUUAGUAGGGCAUGUGAACUUCCUGCUGGGUGCUUUGGUCCAUGGUGUGGUGCUGAGACACUUCAGCCUCCAGCGGGGACCGGCCAUGGAAAGCGCUAUCUCGAACGUCAUCGCCCUGGCAACAGGCCUACUGAUGAAAACCCCGAGAUCAGCCGAGCCCCGCUACUCACCCCAGUCCUGUCAUUGCCAAAGAGAUGAGGAACGGAAGCGGUCCAUUAUUAGACCCCCAGAGCGGCACAGGCCACCGCUCUGCUCCGUGUCCUCCUGUCAAUAUCACCAGCACCCCUCUGCAUCCCCAUUCAACUGCACAGUGCUGGAAAGGUCCAGUAUCUAGAUAUGAUUAUGAAUCAGACGGUGGAUCAAGUGCAUUUUAAACCCUUUUGAAGAAAUGUUGCAUUUGUGCUUGGACAGGUUGUAUCUGUUUUGUCACUCAUGUAGCCGCCAGUUUAUGUUAUUACACUAAAUAGCGUAUUUAUAAACUUUUAUACUGUCUAGAGAAAGUGUGCUUGUGUCAGGUUUUCAAUACAUUGGCUACAAAAUUCCCACAAAAUCUGAAAACACUUUAGGCUAAUAAUGUAUGUUUUUUUAAAUUGUAUUAUU
Messenger RNA from Carassius auratus (goldfish), 908 nucleotides. Its product is annotated as transmembrane protein 54-like. Bases 220 to 642 code for a protein of 140 amino acids. The transcript has 2 exons. NCBI's taxonomy places the organism in Eukaryota, Metazoa, Chordata, Actinopteri, Cypriniformes, Cyprinidae. The record is from RefSeq and is a predicted model, not a curated record.